AAGCCUCCUUCAAACUUUCACUCCAUGGACUAAAAGGCUCCUUCACAUCACAUAAGGCUACUUUGGGGAUUUUCUUGUUUUACUUGAAUUUUCUUUCUUUGUGUGUGUUUUAUUUUUAUUUUUUGGCCGACGAAAUGCAGGCUCACUUGACUGGCUUGCUGUUGCUGCUGUGCUUCACCUGCAGUGGACUAUGUGCAGAUAUGGAGCAGGAGCAACGAUCGAUGGGAGAGGAUCUCUUCAGCAGCCUCUUUGCCUCUAAGCUGAAAGAGACAGGGAAGCAGAGCGCCCCCUACUGGCGGCUGUCGCUGGAAAACCUGUGCAGGCUGUCAGGCAUUCUGCGGCACGACGUCGAGGGGGAAGAAGAAGCGUGGUGGAAGAGCAGAGAGGAGGAUGAAGACGAGGAGUCGGAGGAAGAAGAGGAGGCAGAACAGCAAAUAGUGAUGAGGGAGUGGAGCAAUCAAAGGCUGGAGGAACUCUACAGCCUGAAGCACAUCUGCAGGGCGCUGCUGCACAGUCGCCAGGGAAGGCUACGCCACGAGUCCCGCGAAUACAUGUUGGGAAAUGAUGGCGACGCGCCACUCAAGCGCAAGUCGCCGUACAUCCUAAAGAGGCAAGCAAGCCACGCAGCCAAGUCUCGGAGGCCGUACAUCUUGAAACGAAGUGACAUUUACUGAUUUCCCGUCCAAUCUGCUGACUUGUUCCCGCACUGCCACUCCUCUCACUAAAAAAAAUAGUCCGGCAUCACAUUGGAUGAUAAGCUAUAUUUCUUUAUUGACACUUUUCUUUGGAUUUGUUUAUGUACAUCAUUAAAGA
Molecule: messenger RNA, 813 nt
Organism: Corythoichthys intestinalis (scribbled pipefish)
Lineage: Eukaryota; Metazoa; Chordata; Actinopteri; Syngnathiformes; Syngnathidae
Gene: nts
Product: neurotensin
Exons: 4
Coding region: 135-674 (179 amino acids)
Cellular component (GO): extracellular region
Molecular function (GO): neuropeptide hormone activity
Source: RefSeq, a predicted model, not a curated record